This is a messenger RNA of Tachysurus fulvidraco (yellow catfish), 1475 nucleotides long. RefSeq names its product ras-related protein Rab-5C-like. Gene Ontology annotation, molecular function: GTPase activity; GTP binding. NCBI's taxonomy places the organism in Eukaryota, Metazoa, Chordata, Actinopteri, Siluriformes, Bagridae. The transcript is spliced from 6 exons. The record is from RefSeq and is a predicted model, not a curated record. The coding region runs from base 231 to 872 and encodes 213 amino acids.
GGUUUUGUGUGAAUACAGGUGGGGGAAAAACACCGGGGAAAAACAACUGUCAUGUUUUGACAAGGAAACAAGUGAAAGAGGAAAGUCCGACAUCUUGCGGUGUGAACAUUUACAAACGUAAUUCGUCCAUCUUCACUUAAAGUAAAAACAAACGUUUAGACCGAUCCGACAUUCUUGUCUCGUUCCUGUCUGAGCGUCUAGACUCGGAUCCACAUCGUCAGCGCUUCAUCAUGGCAGGUCGACCCAACGGGCCGGCCACAGGAAAUAAGAUAUGCCAGUUCAAGCUGGUUCUUCUGGGCGAGUCAGCUGUGGGGAAGUCCAGUCUGGUUCUGCGCUUUGUCAAGGGCCAGUUCCACGAGUACCAGGAAAGCACCAUCGGAGCGGCCUUCCUCACACAGACUGUGUGCCUGGAUGACACAACAGUAAAGUUUGAGAUUUGGGACACAGCCGGACAGGAGCGCUACCACAGCCUGGCCCCGAUGUACUACAGAGGAGCUCAGGCAGCCAUCAUCGUCUACGACAUCACUAAUAUUGACACAUUUGCACGAGCGAAAAAUUGGGUGAACGAGCUGCAGAAACAGGCAAGUCCCAACAUUGUCAUCGCCCUGUCUGGAAAUAAAGCUGACCUCACUAACAAGAGAGCCGUCGAUUUCCAGGAAGCGCAGGCGUACGCUGACGAUAAUGGCCUGCUGUUCAUGGAGACGUCAGCCAAAACAGCAAUGAACGUCAACGAGAUAUUUAUGGCCAUUGCGAAGAAGCUGCCGAAGAACGAGCCUCAAGCUGGGGGAGGUGGAGCCAGUGGGCGGGGUCGAACAGGUGUGGACCUCCAAGACUCCGCCCACCAGAGCUCCACAGGCAAAUGCUGCAACUGAUUCACUGAUUCGUUUAUUCUGGUAGCAAAGGGUCCAGACAGAGUCGCAGAGGAACCGAAGACGAGCGCCUGGCAUUUAUAGUGAUGAUGAUGAUGAUGAUGAUUGAUUCUUUCAGAGAUUAUGUUUUUGAUCAUUAUUUCCUACAGAAAUCAUAUAAGCUAGCACUUCCUCUCUCACUCUUUCACUUCCUGUCCGGUGUAUCCAUAUUGUAUGAAAAUACUAACUUGAUUUAUGUCUCGAGGCUCGUUUUAAAAAACACAAUAAACAGCUGUGAGUGUUUUGGUGGUGGGUGGUGCGUGCACCACUUUUCCCUCCUCCCCUUUGUUAUUUAGUUUUUGUUCUUAUUUUUUGGUGUGUAACAAUCUUUAAUGAAGAGCUCAUGGUGGGAAUCUUGCACCCUAAUCAUUUUGUACAUGAAUGAGUAUUGUUUUUAUUGCAAUGGUGGACAUCAUGGCAUUAUCAUCGGGGUUGUGUGUGUGUGUGUGUGUGUGUGAGAGAGAGAGAGAGAGAGAGCGAGAGAGCAUUACCUCUGAUACCUGAAGAAGCAUUUUUAACAUUGUAGUUUUUCAAUCUGUAAAGAGGAAAAUAAAAAAAGGAGGGAAA